AUGAGAGAGGGUCAUUUCAAAGAACGUAUAAAGAGUGGGAUUAUUAAUCUGGAUAAGCCGUCGAAUCCGUUUCCACACGUCGCAUGGGUGAAAAGUGCUCUUGCCGUAGAAAAGACUGGUCACAACGGAACCUUGGACCCUAAUCUUACCGGAUGUGUAGUUGUGUGCAUUGAACGAGCCUCAAUACUUACUAAGUUGCCUCGGCUCGUGGCAACAGUUAAAAGGCAGCUUCGAAUUAGAAUGAUUUAUGAGAACAAGCUUUGUGAAUAUGCCGAGGGGGAACUUGGUGUAGUCAAGUGUGAGACCGGGACCAACGAUGUUCUCGUCAUCAUGCACAAUAUUCUUGAUGCAAAAUGGCUUUACGACAAUCGUAGAGAAGAGUCCUAUCUACGGGGUGUCAUGAUGCCCUUUGAAAUGCUUCUGAUAGGUUAUUUAAAAAAUUUCAAGUUGGUGCUUUUCGGCGUUCUUCGCUACGAUAACGUAAGUGCCGAUGACAGUUUUAAUCACAACGAAAGUAGAAUCAAUUGCACUUGCUCGUCGAGUCAUCAAGCAAUUAUCAAGACCGAAUGUGAAUCAAGUAGCGACGAUGUGCACAGUUCAAAAAAGGCAAAAUUAUGUCAACCGAACUAUCAAGAUCAUCCUGAAUCGUUUGGUAUUUCAACUGCAGAUCCACAAGUAAUGCUGAUUUGCCUUUUGAGGUUUUCAUAA
Messenger RNA from Protopolystoma xenopodis, 708 nucleotides. The record is from the annotation of a GenBank genome assembly. NCBI's taxonomy places the organism in Eukaryota, Metazoa, Platyhelminthes, Monogenea, Polystomatidea, Polystomatidae.